AUGGAUCGUAGCUCUUAUAAACACUACCAUCUGGAUCCCAUAGAUACCAGGAAGUUUUUUCACACUUAUUUUUCUGGAAAAUCGGAUAAAAUUAUUAUUGAUGAGAUUGUGAAAUAUCCAAUGGAAAUUCUUCACAAAGAGUUUAAAUCAGGUAUGUCCAUUGAGUCUCUCUCUCUCUCUCUCUCUCUAUUUCUCUCUCUCUCUAAUUUAUACUAAGCUUUAAAUCCCAUCCUCAAGACACACCAUUAGGAUACGUUGCAAUAAUUUCCUAUCUCUUUUACAAUGCCAUACUGGCAAAACCUGGACUUUUGGUAUGACAAAUAAUUACAACAUGACAAGUACUAUCCAUGGUAGAAUAUUAGAUGUCUUUCCUAAAAUAUUAUUUUCAGGGAACAUUAAAGGUGACACCUUCAUAGAUAUAUCAAUUGGUUCAGCGAUUUUCCAUCUGCUUCCUGUGUGUGACCAUUUCAAAGAAAUCACUAUUCUAGAAAGCAAUGAUCAAUGUCUGGAAGACAUAGUUAAAUGGAUGAAAAAGGAUGCAGAUGCUUUAGACUGGUCUCAUGCAUCAACUCAUAUGGCAAAACUGGAAGAAGAAAAAAGGUAAAGAACAAACCUUUCAUUUUAGCCAAAGGCAAACUUGUAUUUAUGUUUAGAAUUUUCAAUGCAUACCAUAGCUAAAAUAUAAAAUCUUAUGAGGACUAAAACAGUAACAAUUUGCAUGCCUUUAUGUAAAUCUGAUUUAACAUAUAUUGCAUUCUUAUUGAAUGGAAAUACUUGCACAUAAAUUUGUGUAAUGUUAGACUAGCCUAUCUACAACAAUGUCCUUUUUACCUCUUAAACUCUUUUACUUACAUGGAAAAGAACUUAACGCAGUCAAAAUCAGUUUAUAUUCAUUCAGAAUUUAGAAUUUUAACUUUUAUGUAAAAAAAAUAAUCCCUUUAUUAUUUUAAACAAAGCUUAUGUAUAUUAUAGUCCCCAUGUAUGUUAUCCUGACUUACCCUUGCUACAUGAAACAACAGUCUUUAAAUCCUUAUGGUCAGAAGUACUGUUUAUCCAUGCAAAUAGCAUGCAGGUAAAAAGUUAGGGAUCAUUCACAAAUCCAAAUGUCACACGCAAGUGAUGGGCAUCUCAAAAAUGUGCUCCGAGCCUGUUUCAGAUCUUAAAAUCUCUCAUCAUCAUAGCAGAUAUGGGGUUGCUUGUGACCAAAGAGAAUUGAGUUAAUGAUUUUUCCAACAGAGUAAGUAAAACGAGGGUAUGCAUACUGUCUUUCUGUCCAGGGUUUAGUGCAGGUGCUCUGAGCAUUCACUAUUUAUCAGGGCAAAUUAUUGUUUAAUUCUGAAAAAAAAAAAAAAUUCAAAAAGGAAAGAUCUGGCAGUGAAUACAUAAAACAAAAUGAAACAGUACAAACAAUAAAUAACAAAAAUAAGUACAGGUGAUACUCGAAAAAUGUGAAUAUCGUGCAAAAGUUAAUUUAUUUCAGUAAUGCAACAUAAAAGAGAAAAAUAAUAUAUGAGAUAGACGCAUUACAUGCAAAGCAAGAUAGUUCAAGCCGUGAUUUGUCAUAAGUGCGAUGAUUAUGGCUUACAGCUCAUGAAAACCCAAAAUCCACAAUCUCAGUAAAUUAGAAUAUUGUGAAAAGGUGCAAAAUUCUAGGCUCACAGUGUCCCACUCUAAUCAGCUAAGUAAGCCAUAACACCUGCAAAGGGUUUCUGAGCCUUUAAAUGGUCUCUCAGUUUGGUUCAGUAGGAAUCACUGGACUGAGGCUGGAGUCAGUGCAUCAAGAGGCACCACACACAGACGGAUCCUGGACAUGGGCUUCAAAUGUCGUAUUCCUCUUGUCAAGCCGCUCCUGAACAACAAACAACAUUAGAAGUGACUUACCUGGGGUAAGGAAACUUUUGCACCUCAUUUGGAAACCAAGGACCCAGAGGCUGGAGGAAGAAUGGAGAAGCACACACUGCAAGAUGUUUGAAGUCCAGUGUGAAGUUUCCACAGUCUGUGUUGAUUUGGGGAGCCAUGUCAUCUGCUAGUGUUGGUCCACUGUGCUUCAAUAAGUCCAGGGUCAAUGCAGCCAUCUACCAGGAGAUUUUGGAGCACUUCAUGCUUCCUUCCACAGACGAGCUUUAUGGGGAUGCUGACUUCAUUUUCCAGCAGGACUUGGCACCUGCCCACACUGCCAAAAGCACCAAAAUCUGGUUCAAUGACCAUGGGAUUACUGUGCUUGAUUGGCCAGCAAACUCGCCUGACCUGGACCCCAUAGAGAAUCUAUAGGGCAUUGCUAAGAGAAAGAUGAGAGACAUGAGACCGAACAAUGCAGAAGAGCUGAAGCCGCUAUUGAAGCAUCCUGGUUUUCCAUAACAACCCAGCAGUGCCACAAGCUGAUAGCUUCCAUGCCACGCCGCAUUGAGGCAGUAAUUGCUGCAAAAGGGGCCCAAACCAAGUACUGAGUCCAUAUGCAUGCUUAUACUUUUCAGAGGUCCGAUAUUGUUCUAUGUACACUCCUUGUUUUAUUGAUUGCAUGUAAUAUUCUAAUUUACUGUGAUUGUGGAUUUGGGGUUUUCAUGAGCUGUAAGCCAUAAUCAUAGCACUUAUGACAAAUCACGGCUUGAACUAUCUUGCUUUGCAUGUAAUGUGUCUAUCUCAUAUAUUAGUUUCCCCUUUUACAUUGCAUUACUGAAAUAAAUGAACUUUUGCACGAUAUUCUAAUUUUUCAAGUAUGACCUGUAUGUUGCUUAACCCCUUAAGGACACAUGACAUGUCUGACAUGUCAUGAUUCCCUUUUAUUCCAAUGAUGUGGUUGUAUACAAGUCGAGUUAUAGUAAUGGUUGUGUAAGUCAGUUGUGGUGUGCCAGAACCAACGUUCGGGUAGGCCUGUAAAAGAGGGCAAAAAGUUUAACAGCUUAACACUUAAUACGUGUUGACAUUACAUAACCAAUACUUAAUGCAUGUAUCAAUUCCCUCAGGUUGAGGGAUAUAUAUGGCAUAUGCAGAUAACUCUACUGUCCUAGUUAUUAGAUGAUAUGUUCUGGGAUAUUACUAGAGGUAGUAAGAGCAGCGCAUAUUCUUUUAGAAUGACCUGAAAAUGUUAAUGGUUAUAUUAGAGUAACUGUGUUGUAAGCUAGUUAAAGGUUGAGGUGGCAAAAAAUAUGUGAAUGCCUUCAUGGAAUAGAAUGAGUACGGUUUGAUGAGUUCAUAUGUGGAAGUGAGUUUAUUAAAAAUGGCCAGAGCCCAGCGCAUGAACAGGUGGCAUUGGCAGAGAGUGUUGCGUGUGCCAGCUAUUACAUCCUGGAUUGUAGGGGUUUAGCAGGUCAUUUGGCCACAGUGGGGAGAGUUCAGAACAAUACGAAAAACUGUGAUUGAGUUACCUCAUCAGUUGCUAUGGUGUGACAGCUUGGUAUGGGUAUGUGAACAAAGUAGAGUUUCUGUGAUGCUGCCAGCCACAUCUCUUCCAAAUCAACCUUAUUAUUGCUAGUAAAUAGGAUGGUAAUAAUUCCCAUUCUACUGAUUUACUAAAAGGUAGGUUCUGCGUCACUAUGGGAAAUGUGUCAUGGACCCAGUUAACUAUGAAAUCGGCUGAAAUCCAAUGUGGGUGGCUGUAUUAGUCCAGAAAUGAGGGACUAUGGUAGAGUAACCAUGGUUUCCCUAUUCUGGAGGGAUAGAAAGUUUAGUGACAUGAACAGGACUUCUCAAGCAUAUGUCAAAUGUAACCACGCUAUUGUUGACAGGUGAACCUGGGAGCAGGAUGAGUGGAUGGGAAAUGAAUGAGCUCCAUUGUGUAAGGUGUAUGGUAACAUUCAGCAGACCAAGGAGAGACUGGAGAUCCAUAUGGGAAACAGGCAUCAUUGCUCAGAAAGGAUUUUCCCUUUCCUUGAUAUGCUGGACUUAGUCUGCGGGGAGGCUGAACAGCAAUGAAAUCAAGUCUAAUGUAUUUCCAUGAAUUAAAAUUGGUGUAGGGGCCCAAGGUUGAUCGAGACAGCAGAGUUCCAAAGGAUGUACCAGAUACACAAGACACAUCUGCUUCAUGGUAUGGCAUUGGGUUCCAUAAUCGUUACACUCAUGCCUACUAUGACACCUGUUAUUAGAAACUCAACUAAAGGAGGGGGAAGUGUGAGUAUUGAGGGAGACGGCUCUUAGUGACAAAACAUGAGAACGAAUACGGAAUAGUCAGAUUGUAUAAUCUGUGUUCCCUAGCUUUGAACUACUGACAUGUCUUGUAGCUAUGUCUUUCCCAAGGACAGGAGAACUUACUGUACAGAUAAUAACAUUAGACUAGGAAACAUGUGCAACUGGCAGUGUAACGCUGAGGGGAUGGAAGUUAGAAGCAUGAUGUAGGGUACUACAUGGGAUGGUAAGAUGUCAAAAAUCAGGAAAUUCUAAACAUCACCAGUGUCAACAAUUGUUCAUAAGGAUGAAAGGAUGGGAGCCAUGAUGGCCUACAUCCCUGUCAUGCUGUCUGUUUUUCCAGCUUGGGUGCUGACACAAGGUAGGGGAGCCCAGACCUAGAAAUCUGAGUCUGUACAGCACAGUUUUCCAAGCCAAAGAAGGGAAUGGCACGCCUUUAUGUCGAAGCUCAGCGGUAAAAGUGGAAUGGUACAAGAUCACCAGGAACUGGGGCAACCGGGUUAUGGCUGGAGUGCAUGGACUAGGUGGGGUGAAUGGUUUGGCUGGGGAGCCUGGAUUGAAAUAUCUUAUUAGUUCUGAAUUGGGCAACAUCUAUAUGUAGAGUAAAUAUGAUAGUCAUGUAAUUGAUAGUAUAACAACUGGUGGCUUGCAUAGUGUUGAGUGGCGAAAAAUAAUCUAAAUCAGGGAAAGGUGAGGCCCUACUAAGUGCCAAGUAACUCCGAGAGGCUCUAGCUAUGAAUUGGCAGAGGGACUGAGGCCACCAAACGAUGUGGCAGGAAUGUUGACCUCUCAGUGACAAGUAAGAGAUUCAAAGGAGUGGCCAUGACAUGUGAGGCCCUAUCUAAAACCUAGAGAGAUAGGAGCAAGACUCUAGCUAUGAGUUGGAUGAAUACCUCAGCAUGAGGAUAGGUGUAGGCCUCGCACAACUGAAUUACAAAGAUACAUUAAUAUGGCCCACACCAAUACUCUUAACAGCCAGUUGAUCUAUCCCUAAGGAACAUAGAGGAAUAAAAAAAAUUAAUGAAUUAAUAGAAUCUUGCCCAACUGGUGUGUGGAUGAGCUUGAGAAAGGAAAAUCAUGGAGAGGAACCUAAUGGGAACAUUAAUGGAAAUAUGUACAGUAUGGUAAGUGCUUAUUGAGGUAAGCGUAUAAAGUACCUGUGCUGUGGUUAAGGAUUUAAACAUUAAUAGUAUGAUAAGCAGUGAUAGUAGAAACCUAGAUAAUUAUAAAACUUAUGAUUGUCAAUAUGGAUAUAAAAGCGAUACCUAGUAGUGCUGUGUCUAAUUAUGUGGUCCCACUCUGCGUUCUUCCACAAGAAGGACUUGAAGUAUUUAUGAGAAAGAUCAGACCAUCUCUAGUUUACUAGCAGGAAGCAAAAUAUGUAAGGUCUAGUAAGUGCCUGUGACAGGAGUUGUGUAUUAUACAAGGCCUAGGUAAAACCGUGACAGACCGAGGAGGCCAGAAUAUGGUUAAAUGUGUAAGGAGAGGUUCUUGGUUCUCAGGAAUGCAGAGAGAGAUACAUGGGCAUAACAAGGCUGAGAGGAAUAGUCAACCAUAGUAUGACAGGGUUGUAGAUGAAACUGGAAUGUUGUAUGUAAUUUCCCAAAUGUGUGGCAGAACUUGUGUCAUAGUGGAUUGCCCACAGAGGGCUGUAUAUAGUGUAUGGAGUGAAGGCCGCGUGUAGAGGUAUUGGAGCGGAAGGCUAAUAUUACCAAAUGUGUGCCACGAACUGCCGGGUGUAUAAUAGGGUGUAUUUGAAGUAAUGAUUACGGCAUGAACAAAUGUAGGUUAAUUGUACCAAAGUUGUAGAAAUGUACUGUUAAUUGCAUGGACAGUAGUGGUGAUCUGGUAUUCGAACUGGUUUUAUUUAUUUUUAUUUUUACACUGAGUGGUGUACUUAAAUACAGUAUAGUAAGGCAAAAUAUAAUCCCCAAGCGACAGGAAGGCAAAAGUUAGGUCCCACCUGGGACCGUAUGAAGCUUAUGUAAGUGAAGGCCUAGUGAGAUCUGAUUGCCAUUUAAGGGCAGUAUGAUAAUUAGUGCGUGUAUUAAGUGAUAUGAUGUGAGUUGGUUAAUAGUUGUUAAACUGGUUGCAAUUUACACAUAGUGAUGCAAUUUGGCAGACCUGCUCCAUAUCAUAUUGUAUAUAUAACCAACUUGACCUGUAAGAGGCCCAUACUAGUAGGAUUGUUAAUUAGAUAUGAUAAUGAGGAGACACUUGAGUAACAUGGCACUAAUCCUAGUAGGUUGCCCACUCAGGGCCAUAUAAAGCAUAUGUUGUGGAAGACCAAGUGAGGGCCUAAUAUAAACAUAUGUGUGAUGUCCUGCAUCUCUCAUGGGGACUUAAUAAUUUCAGCUACUUGUUUUUUCUUUUUUUUUCAUACAUGAAAGGUUGUGCCUUUUUUGCUGGAAAGGUUGUGCUUUUUUAUAUAUAUAUAUAUAUAUUUUGUCUAACUUUUCGUAACAUUGUAAUUCACCACAAUUAAUCAGCAUAUCACAAUUUAGUGAAUAAAACCCAAAAGGAUAAUUUGUUGUUUUUAUUUUCCAGUGGCAAAUGGGAAGAAAAAGAAGAACUUCUAAGAAGCCGGGUGAAACGCAUACUGAAAUGUGAUUUUACCAAAGAAAUCCUGACAGACCCUGUUGUUUUAGAUAAAGCUGAUUGCUUGAUGAGUAUGUGUAUAAUGCAUUUUGUGCACAAAGACCACGACUCUUAUCGUGCAGGAAUGAAAAAGGUAGCAUCGUUAAUCAAACUAGGUGGACAUCUGGUAAUGAUUGGGGGGUUUAAUACUAGGUACUGCACUGUUGGGGAAGACAAGUUGCAUAUGCUGUCUUUUGAUGAAAACUUUAUGCUAAGUAAUUUGAAAAGUAUUGGCUUUUCUAUCGAGAGCUUCCAGAAGACAAUGAGCAAAUUAAGUGGUGGAAUGAUAGAUUAUGAUCACAUUUGGUUUGUCAGAGCAGUGAAAAUGUGGGAGCUUUAG
Messenger RNA from Pelobates cultripes (western spadefoot toad), 7099 nucleotides. Lineage: Eukaryota; Metazoa; Chordata; Amphibia; Anura; Pelobatidae. The record is from the annotation of a GenBank genome assembly.